UCCAUCAGUACACACUUACACCAUUCAGCUGCAUAUAGUCCUUGCUAAUUCGCCAGCAAAAAAACGUGCAAAUUUGAUUCACGUUAAACAUUUCCAUUAUUUAGAAUUUUGUACGCACGGUAUGAAGUUUUACCACGACCACGUGUACGUUCAUGGGUGUUGCACACCUAUGAAGAAUUACUUACUUAAACUUUAUUUAUAAAUACAUACCGAAACCAUAAAUAAAAGCCAAUGCAACUCCCCAGAAGUACGUACAUACAUAAACCCGUCCCCCCGCCAUGACCGCCAGCACCACUGAAUCCUACCUGCCACCCCCACGCCACGUCGACUUCACCAUAAUCCCCCCUUCCCUUGGCCGUGGAUGCUUCGGCACUGUAUGGAAAGCCAUCAAUACGAUAGACAAAUGUCACUACGCCAUCAAACAAGUCUGCAUUGCAAAAGUCCUCCCCCACUUUGGAAACAAUUUGGACUCCAUUUUCCACGAGGUUCGCUCCCUCCAAGCCAUCAAUCAUCCCCACGUGGUCCGCUACCACACGUGUUGGUUGGACGGACCAAACUGCGAUUCCAUAAAGAAUGGAUCCCUCACAUUUCCGGACAACGCGUCCUCCACCAACGUCAACGUCCCCCUUCUCCCGACCAACAAUUAUCUUCUCAUUCAGAUGGAACUUUGUGAAAUUACGCUUAAAUCAGUGCUCAAUUCGGCGCAUCCGGUGACCUUGUCGCAGUCCGACUUGUUCCCCCAGCUGUGCCAAGGUCUCAAGGUCAUCCAUGAAAACAACGUGGUUCACCGCGACUUAAAACCGGAUAAUAUAUUCCGGUCGAAAAAUAUUUGGAAGAUUGGAGAUUUCGGGUAUGCCCGGGUUAACGAAGAUGAAGAUGAGGACAUGUCGGUCGCGGGGUGUCGCAAGUAUCGAAGUCCGGAUGAGGGAUGCAGUCAGAAAUCGGACAUUUAUUCGUUAGGAAUUAUGUUUGUGGAGGUGCUGGAGAAAAUUAGUGGGGAACAGGGUGUCUUUCGUGUGAGCCAGGUUAAGGAAAUAUUGGGCAGGUUGGAGGAGCGGUUUAAACCGGAAUGUGCAAUUAUUGAGGGGAUGAUCUGUCCCGAUAAGGAAGCGAGGUUAUCGGCGGAGCAAGUGUGCUCGGAAUUUGGAAAGUUGUAUGAUCAGGCAUCGUGUAACCCGAACAACAACAACCCUACUAGAGCAAGUCAAACCAAUAAUCCAAUCGCCAAAAAUGGAGCACCCGAUGUUAAAAGUGUCGCGCAGAUACUUGCAACUGACGCCAAUUUGUUGACGGGAUCCAACUAUCUCUCUCUUUGUGGACCCCUUGGCGUGAGAUACAUUGAUUAUGCACCCUACCAACAAGCCGUGGAAAAUGGGAACAUGACGAGAUUAGGAUUUUUUGAGACGAUGCUACUCUUUUGGGUGACCCGAUGUGGAGACGCAGCUACAAUUGAAGCCCUGAUUCAAGUGCUUUUACAAGCGAAAUACGUAUCGUUGGCAGACAAAUUCAAAACCUUCAUCCCCACAAGUAAAAUCACAUCAGGAAUCAAACCCUCAUCAACCUCCAUCUUUUCCCCCGUUCGAUUCGGCCUUGCCAAAUCCUUGGUCAACUUUGUCGGCCGGAAAUCCGAACUGACCGAAUUAACCACCCUCCUCAAAGCCAAAAACCUCGUCAUCGUCACGGGACUUCGUGGCGUCGGAAAAACCGAGUUCUGUCGCCACUACGCCGACCUCUUUUGCACCCGCGAGCAAGGAAACUGCCUCUGGUUUCAUGGUCAAAGUGACGCCACCCUCGUCAGCUUGCUUGCCCAGCUGGCCGCCCAGUUGAAAAUACCCAUCACCCCAAAAAAUUCAAACUCGGUCUCCUACAUUUUCCCACUCCUAUCAAAUCUAGCAUUUUUCUCCAAAACGACCCUAAUCGUCAUCGAUAACGUCGACAAUUCCGCCAAUACGCAACUCGUCUUCAAGUUUAUCACCGAACUAAAAAACGUUUCCAUCCCGUUCGUCACAAUUCGCAUUUUGGUCACCUCAUUCGACAACAUGACGCUACAAUCGCUAUCCGGCGAGCAUUUUCGCCUGCUCCCGAUGUCCGUUCAAGACGCGACGAAACUAGUGAGACAAAGUCUGGGACAGAAGACGCCUGACCAAGAUGUCCACCAGUUGCUGCAGGAAUUUCAAAAUUUCCCGCUGCACCUGCAACAAGCCGUGCAUUACAUUAAGGACAAGAGCUACAUGCUCUGUGGUGGCUUCGGAGUGCGAGACUAUCUCAAAUUGUGUCGUCGCCAAACGGUUCCCAUCGAAUCUUGGGACGUCAACAUUGACGCUAUCCGCCGUGACAAGAAAAGCGGUGACCUGGCCAUGAAGCUGCUGAUACUGUUGGCUUAUCUGGAUCCGUCCGGUGUGAAGGAUGAGUUAUUGUUCUUACUUGUGCAGGAAGUGGAUACGAUGGCAUCCUUCGAUUCGGAUGAGCUUGGGUAUCAUAUUAUUUUUGAGACGAUUACGGCCCGGAAACAGCAGGCAAUGCCGGUGGAGUUUUUCGAAUCGACGACAAAAGCGAAGAACGCGUUAGAUUUGCUGCAUAGAUAUUUGCUCGUUCAGUGUGCAGAUUCUAUUUUGACGAUGCAUCGCUUAGUGCAGGACGCGGUGAGGAGAAAGGUGCAUAAUCGGGAGAUUUAUUACGGGCCCCCGCCGCCCGAAAAUCUACCCCAAGACGACCAAUCCUGUUGCAACCAUCUCGAUUUCCUACGAAAACUGACGGGCUACCUCGCCAGAAAAACCUUAGCCGACGGUUCCCUCAAAGUACGCCCGGAACUGAUCCAUUUCUACUACACGUGGGAAUUUGCAAACGCGGGAAAUUCAUUAGAAGAAGAGCUCAAGCCACUCCCCAUGUUCAUUUGCCACACCGUCCUUAACGUGUGUUCAACCCCUCUACAAAAUUCUUCCACCUUUGAUUCCGCCCCAUUUCGCACACCUCCCGUGCGAGAUGCAAUUUUACGGAAGCAAUCCCAAAUCAGAUUAGCUUUCGACGACAGAAAAAACUUUACCGAAUUUAUCUCUGUCAUUGAACUAACUUAUAACGCGAGUAAAAUCGUGAUGGAGGCGGACGACGUAAAUCCCAUCGUGAUCGGAUUUCUUACCGCCAUUUGUCUCCACCACGUGGGAAAAGCGAUACCCGCUUCCCGUCUCCGGAGGGACAUUCUGAAACUGUCCACCACUAUAUUUUCGAAACAAGAUAAAUCUUUUCCCGUCAAGAAAAAAUCGAGCUUAUGGAUUUUCGAGGAUAUCUUAAACUGGCGGUGUCAUCAAGCCAUUGCGCUCUCCGUGUUGGAAAAGCAGGCGCCAGAAACGCAAAAUUUAGAUCAUAAUUUAGGCUUUUGUCUGCUUGCGAUGGGGAGAUUUGUGGAGGCUAAGAUGACCCUGAAAAUUGCGGCCACGUGGAAAUGCGACAAUUUAGAGGGUGGUGACCUCCAUCCGUCAACUUUAAAUACGAAGAGGCUUCUAUUUUAUUGUAUGACGCAGAUCGAACAAGAGCGGGUUUUAGGGAUUGAACAACUGGAAAAGGUGGCGUUGCAGUAUGCCCGGAUUUUCGGGGAGGACCAUAUCCUAGUGGCGGGAACUAAGAAAGUUCUGGCGGUAGUGAAAGAGAGUGAGUUCAGGGCAAGUCGGGACGUUGGGGAUGGAUUGGAUGAGAGUGAAGGGAAUAAUGAUAAGUCGUACUGCCCGUGUUCAAUCGUCUGAGAAGUUUAUAUUUAUUAUUCUGGUUCAAAUUAUAAUUUAUCGGUAUUAAUAUUUUGAUGGGGUUAAUAUACCUAUGGAAUUUUAGGUAAUUAGCAUACAAUAAGGUACUUAAGUUCAGUAGCUAAAAUUUACGUGUAAAAAAUAAAAGCCUCUAAUCUAUGACCAUCGC
Messenger RNA from Folsomia candida, 3906 nucleotides. RefSeq lists its product as uncharacterized. Gene Ontology annotation, molecular function: ATP binding; protein kinase activity; ATP hydrolysis activity. The transcript is spliced from 6 exons. The record is from RefSeq and is a predicted model, not a curated record. Gene Ontology annotation, biological process: signal transduction; protein phosphorylation. NCBI's taxonomy places the organism in Eukaryota, Metazoa, Arthropoda, Collembola, Entomobryomorpha, Isotomidae. The coding region runs from base 279 to 3737 and encodes 1152 amino acids.